GUCGUCUUGCAAAUUGAUCAGUCAAUUUCUCACUUUAUUUCUAGAACUAGUUCUAGUUUUAAUCCAUCGCUUUCAUCUUCAUCUGCUCGUGUCAAUCCAACCCCGUCAAAACACCAAUCACACAAAAACCCCCAUGGCCUCAACAAGCCGACCCGGCGACAUCACCAGCGCCGUGGUCCCGCCGGCCGCCCAGCAAACCCCCGCUCCAUCCUGCCCGGAGCUGAGCAGAGGGACGUGGAGCAAGCGCUACGGGCGGUACGACUUUGAGCGGUUCGACCACGUCAACCACCGCGACGCGCUGGUGGGCGGCGCGUCCAUCGGCAGCGUGCAGGUGGACUGCAACCUGCUCUUUGCCGAGUCGCAGUGGGGCGUGCUCGAGGACGCCGACGCCGGCAUCGUCUACAUUGACUUUUACAUCCAGCAGCCCGCCCACUACCGUCUGGACUGGGCGCGCAUCGAGGUCACGCUCGAGGACGUGCGCGAGCCGCUCCGUGGCCUGCCCGCCCAGAUCACGCCCUACUACGGCCCGCGCCGCGUCGUCGGCCCCGAGAGCACCAAGGCCAAGCUCGAGCGGGUCAGCCUGGAGCCCAGACUCGAGGUCAUGGGCGCGGGCGGCGGGCUGGGAGGCAAAGAGUUCGAGACGUCGUUUGAGGUCCCCUGCCGGUGGGAGUUUACGGGCACUCGGGUGUGCCGAAGCGGCAAGGGCAAGAAGGUGUUUACGGGCCUGCACCGGACGCUGGAGUGGAGCCUCAAGGAGAACGAGCUUGACCCCGGGCAGCAGAACUUGGUCAAGACGGCGUUUGCCUUUGCGCGGCAGGGCGAGCCCUUUUUGAUGAAGAUCAAGGUCCGUGGUGGGUUGAAGGGGACCAUGAACAGGAUCAAGGCAAAGUUUUCGCACAGGAAGGGUUCGGACGGCAUCUCGACCACCAGGAUUGGUAGGUACAGUGGUCCUCAGCGAUCUCUGGACAGGCUCGCCGGCGAUCUUGACAAGGUCAUGGAGAUGAAGAACCAGCAACUUACUGCGCUGGAGCUGCCUCGACCACAACCUGCCACCUUCUGGCAGGUUUCUAGCCCACAAGCGAUGGGAGGUAGUCAGAGUAGCAAUGGCGAUGCGCAGACCGCUGCUCCGACCUCAGCUCCUCUUCCGUCCGCCUCCAGGCCACAGGCAAUCCUCCCAACUGUGGCCUCUCCUGUCCAGAUCGAAGCACCAGCACCUGCACCAGCACCAGCACCAGCCACAUCGUCAACGAGUUUGCAGGACCGAACGCAGCCGACGCUGGAGAAUCUGAGCGCCAUGGCGGAGCUUUUUAUGCGUCCGAGUCUCGAAACGAUACGGCAACAGAUGAGCAUGCAAACAAGCAUGCAAACACCCGCAAAUCAUCCACCCCCUACAGUGGCGACACUCCCUAGUGAGGUUUCCGGCACGGUAGAAGAAACGCCAGGUGUGACGCCCGCUGCCGUCCCGGAGACUCCGAUGGUCUCAACUCGGACCACGGACACAUCACCCGGGGAGGCCGCAACACAAGGACCAUUGAACGCUGGUCAGGUUACCAUAGCAUCCGUUGACGACGAGGUCGCCAUGCUACAAGAAGCCCUCACGAAGCGGAUGCAAAAGCUCAGGAGCGCCUUUCUCUGGAUAAUAUUCCAGCCUCCAAAGCUUCCCUUGCUCGUGUUGCAAAGACUAUAUCAGCUGAUCAAAUGGCCACGACUUAUUCUCCGCCUCAUGCUUCGAGUGUUAUUCGGGGUAUAAACUAAUAAGACACAAAACUACUUCAUGAACACUCUAUAUGCUUAUUUACAUAUUCUAUACACGACAUGUACAAACUGAAACCCCCUUGCGGAGUACAUCUAAACAUCUCAUAACAGAAACACUCUUCGCCCACUUACUGCUGCGCGAUAAUCUUGCCAAUGGCAGCCUCGGCAGCAACCAUGACGAUGGCGUUGGUGUUGCCGGUCGGCAGGUCAGGGUGCAUGCUGGCGUCGACGACGUACAGGUUCUCCAUGCCGUGGACCUUUGCGUCGGGGCCGACGACGGACGUGGCCUUGUCCUCGCCCAUGCCGGCGGUGCCGACAAAGUGGUUGCCGGGCUCGAUCUUGUCCAGCACGGCGGUCGAGUUGCUGUAGCCCUGCAGCUUCCAGCCCGGGUAGGCCUUGACGGCGGCGACGGUCUCCUCGACAAAGGCCAGCGCGGCCCUGCGGUCCGCCGCGUCGACCAGGUACGGCUUCUGCGUAAAGACCAUCUUGCCGCCCGCGUCGAUGCCGACGGAGCCCUUGGAGGUCAGGCCGUGCGUCAGGUACGCCUUGAUGCUGAACAGGCCGGGCCCGCCGGGCGAGCACGAGCCCUGGAUGUAGCGGGUGCGGUUGUCGCCGCCCGCGUCGGUCGACGUCCAGAAGAUGAGCUUGUGCAUGCCCUGCGCCAGCUGGCCCGACGACCGCUCGUUGUACAGCGAGAUGUCGGACCGCGCCGACGAGACGCCAAACGCGGCCGCCGACGCGUUGAAGGCGCCAAAGGUCUCGUUGGUCUGGAUGGUCAGCGUGAAGAUGGAGUGGUCGCGGAUGGUCUUGCCGACCGGCAGGUCCACCCACUGGUCGCGGGCCGGGAGCUUGACGCCGCUGGUGCCGUUCUGGAUGAUGCGCAGCUGCUCCGCGGGCCCGAUGCCCGAGUUGAGCAGCACGCGCGGCGUGCCCCAGGCCCCGGCCGCCAGUAU
Pyricularia oryzae 70-15 is the source of this 2708-nucleotide messenger RNA. RefSeq lists its product as uncharacterized. NCBI's taxonomy places the organism in Eukaryota, Fungi, Ascomycota, Sordariomycetes, Magnaporthales, Pyriculariaceae. The record is from RefSeq and is a predicted model, not a curated record. The transcript has a single exon. The coding region runs from base 134 to 1750 and encodes 538 amino acids.